Messenger RNA from Bradysia coprophila, 1143 nucleotides. Its product is annotated as vesicle transport protein SFT2B. Gene Ontology annotation, biological process: vesicle-mediated transport. The record is from RefSeq and is a predicted model, not a curated record. NCBI's taxonomy places the organism in Eukaryota, Metazoa, Arthropoda, Insecta, Diptera, Sciaridae. Gene Ontology annotation, cellular component: membrane.
CAAAUGUCAUCGAAUGUCAUGAUAAAUUUCUUUUUGUGUAAAAUGAGUAAUAAAAUGUUUAGUUGUUUUGUCCUUUACAUCUGACCAUUAAAUUGAUAACCAAAGGUUACAAGACACCAGAAGCCGAUAAACAAAACCGAAAACGUAUUCUUGCUCUCACCCGAAACGAAUUAUCGCGAAGAAAAUAUUCCUUUCGCCGUUUUAUUAGCGAAAAGUGGCAAACAACAUUUGACUGUUUGCAAACUGUUGCGUUGUGUCUCUGGUUAUUAUUUAUCGUGUGUGUUUACGACAACGAAAACAAUUUCUCGACUCAUAAGACUGAUUUUGGAACAAAACAUUCUUCUACGCUCCACUUGUGACCCGACAUUAUUGUUGUAAUUAUCAUCAUUCGGAAAGGAAAAUGGAUAAAUUAAAGAGAGUUUUAAGUGGAAACGAUGCAACUCCUGAGGAAUCCGACGGAAUCUUACCAUAUAUCAAUGAGGCUUCAACAUUGAGCUGGUCGACACGCAUCAAAGCCUUUUGCAUUUGCUUCGUACUUGGCAUUGCAUUGUCAUUGUUGGGCUCCUUUGCUCUGUUCAUGCACAAAGGCCUUGCAGUUUUUGCCGUAUUCUAUACCCUCGGUAACAUUGUGUCGAUGGCAAGUACCUGCUUCCUUAUGGGUCCUUUCAAUCAAAUGAAAAAAAUGUUUUCAUCAACUCGAUUGGUAGCAACAUUGAUUGUGAUUGGAUCAUUUAUAUUGACACUAGUGGCGGCUAUUGUGUUGCAUAAAGCUCUUUUGGCCUUGAUAUGCAUUAUCGUCCAAUCACUGGCAAUGACUUGGUAUUCUUUGUCGUAUAUUCCAUGGGCUCGAGACGCUGUCAAGAAGACUAUUACCACAUGCAUUGUGUAGGGAUGAUUUAUGUAAUAACUUCGUUAACAGAGAGAAUGUGAAUAACUCAAAAAGAAGAAAGAAAUUCGAAAAAGCAGCAUUACUAACAGUGGCAUUUGUACUGGCAAAUAUUUAUUCUAAUUUAGAUUGAGUAUAUAAUGCGUAUGCUUAAGUAAAGAUACAUUUUUGGAAGCCGCUAAGGUUUUAUAUUAUUUUUAUAAACUAUUUAGGUCUCAAUAUACCGAAAUAUAUGCCCUCAUAGACUCAAUGGACAA